Molecule: messenger RNA, 2883 nt
Organism: Kluyveromyces lactis
Lineage: Eukaryota; Fungi; Ascomycota; Saccharomycetes; Saccharomycetales; Saccharomycetaceae
Gene: RAD9
Product: chromatin-binding protein RAD9
Exons: 1
Coding region: 1-2883 (960 amino acids)
Biological process (GO): positive regulation of transcription by RNA polymerase II; DNA damage checkpoint signaling
Cellular component (GO): nucleus
Molecular function (GO): histone binding
Source: RefSeq, a predicted model, not a curated record
AUGACAGGAGACGAAGAAGACAGUGGUAUUACCAAAGAGACUCCCAAUUACAGUCCAGAUCGAAAACAGCUAUCGAACAAGAUAGAGUCUACUUCCUCAGAUGAAAUAGUGUUAAAAGAAAAUACAAGCACCCGAACGCUCACGGGAAUUAACAAGGCUAUAAAGGCUUUGGGUAAUACUGCUCUCAAUUUAAAUCCAACGAAUAAAUCCCUGUUAGAAGACACACCUGAGGGAAAUCGAGAUCUCGAGAUUAGACGAAGAAUUGAUAUCCAAUCAAAGACUGAUGUAUUGCAACGAUUUCAGGAGAAAGACUUGAAUAUCGAAGUGGAAUUACCGUUUGAUUUGACUCAAACUAAAGGUAUUCUUUUGAAUAACAAUGACACAUAUCAACCUGAAUUAUUAGACACGCCAUUAAAGAAUAAGAUAUCGAUUCGCUCACUUAGGAAUGCUAAAGGUGAAGUGAAGGCAGCUUCAGAACCGAUCAGCUUGAUUGAAAAUAUCAACUCGUCCCCAGAGGGGCAUCCACAACCAUUUAUAAUGACACUGAAGGAUGCAGAUAAUGGUAAUAUCUUGGGUGAUAUUGACACUCAAAAUGUAACUCAAACAUCUAAUGAAAUGUUAGUACCUGCAACGAAUUCAGCUAAUGUAAGUCAAACACAAGAAAUCAGGUCUACAUUGGCCGAUGAAAAGAUGACUCAGCUAAUUAGAACUCAGUCUAAUAACCUCGAUGUCUCAGAGAGCUUAUUGAAACUAGAUGAACAGUCUGCACUUCAAGAGACAUCAAUAGUGCAUACAUCUCCAAUCAAUUUUGGCUCAUUUCAUCACAGUCUUCUUCCUUCUACCAGAACUAUAUUGACACAAAAGGAAACAGGUUCUAAUUUCAACGAAGAAAUCCAGUUGGUUCAUUCUCCAGCGGUCGUUAAUCUCCGACCCAUGCAGCAGGCCUCCAAUAAAUCACCUUCAACAGUAUUUAGUGAAGAAGAAAGAGAAGAAGAAAAAGAAGAUCAGGAAGUAGCCAAAUGUCACUCGUCUAUUGAGAUGAACAAUGAAUCUUCUCAGAAGGAACAAACAGAUGAAAACUCGAGUGAAAUGAAGUUUAAACUCACAUAUUAUGUCAAACCAUCCAGUCAGAUAUCCGACGAGGAUGAACAAAUUGGGGGUGUCCGGAAUGAUGCUACCGAUUUGAACCAACGUAAACACAAUGAACAUAAUCCUACGAAUGAUGUCUCAAGAGAGCUCUCGAGACUGGAUACAGAUCAGGAAUAUGAACAAACUCAGGAACUACCUGAAAUUUUCGAACGCAAUGAGUGCAAGCACAAACCGUCAUUUGAGUCACAAGAACAACUUAAUGUAUCCAAGAAACGGAAAAACAAGCAGCUAAUAUUAGAAGAAGAAUUUGAAGAUAGUAGUACACCAAGUAAAAUGACACAAUUUACAGCUUUCACUGAAGGUGUCUACCUGCCGAAAGAACUUCGUAUAUCAGAUGAAAUGCAGUUGACUAAAAAAGAUGUUUUAUUCAAUAAUGCGGUCUGGUAUUAUUUUAAUGAUUGCAAUUUUUAUCCUGGUAAGAUACUUUCCGAACAGCGUACGAAGCCUGGGUAUUGCUCCGUUCUUUUCGAGAAACGUCAAAAUGAUGUUAGGGUGGAAGACAUUUACUAUUUAGAUAUUAGAUGUGGAGAUAAAGUCCACUGGAAGAUGAAUGAAUAUCAAGUCGUAGCUUUAGAUUGCCAGAUCCCACAAAAAGAAGAUGUCAUUCGAUGCAUUAGAGGAUAUGAUACGGUGCAUUUAAGAAAGGUACUGAGAAACGGAAGACUCAGCAAGAAUGAUAUUGUAGAUACCAUUGCAUCCAUAUACGUUACCACCGGGGAGUGGAUCAAACGAACCAAAAUAAAACUGGAAGAUGAAGACAAUGAUCCUUUGGAUGAAUUGAGACGUUCUGUUAGAAGUCGAUCAGUGAGGGAUUCUAUUUCUCCUAUGAAGAAAACCGCUCAAGAUUAUAACAAGUCAACUUCAGAGAUUUUCAGAGACACUUUCUAUGAUACUACUAUAAUGAGUGGAUUAGAAGGACAGGGAGGUUCUGUUUUCGAAAAGUGCAUCUUUGUAUUGAGUGGACUUAAUGAUAUGGAUAGAAAAAGGUUAUCUUAUCUAAUCGAGAUACAAGGAGGAUAUGUCUCCAGCGUAGGGUUUGAAAGUCUGUUAAGAUAUGAAGACAGAUCAAGAGAGUUUAGUUGGAACAAUCCACGUUUUAACAGUUACCGUUUUGGUUGUCUUAUUGCGGGAAACUUUUCAAGAAGUCCGAAGUAUUUAGAAGCAUUGGCUUUGGGAUGGCCUGUACUACAUUGGAGGUUUAUUGAGUCAUGCAUAAACAAAGGUUAUAUCUCGACUCAAACGAUACUACAAAAUCUUUUGCCGAGCGGAGAAAGUAACAGGUUGAUGGCUGACUUCAAUCUAGGUAUUAUCAAAUCAAGCAAUGUUUUUAGUUUCCUGACAAACUUCAAUAGCAGUUUGACUUUAGAUGCACAACUAAACAAUGCCAGAGUAGUUUUGGAAGAUUACUCGAUAUUGAUUUUAGGAGACUCCGAUAUGAAUUUUUUCGUGGACUUCAUUUUCCAGGUGUUUAAAGUUGGUCAUUGGGAAUACACGAAAAACUUGAAGUUGAAACCACAGCAAGAGUUGGACGAUGAUCUGUUCGACCAACUUGUAGAAUUUCGGCAUAAUUACCACAGUAAGAAGAUGAUACUUUUCAUCAACGAGACGUCUUUGCAGAACUCAUCCGACUGGGAAAAUAGCAUUUCUAAAAGGUUCCUGAUGGAGGGUAUAAAUGAUUUUAGGAUCAAAAAUAAGGAAUGGCUGGUUCAGACCGUAAUUAAUGAAGAGGCGUAA